UAAUUUAUAAUAAUUUUCCAGUCACAAAACCUAUUUCAACAUCUUAAAAAAAAACAUGAAUGGUCAGUUAGUUUUUGACCAGACGGAAGUAGUGACCUCCAAGAAGUUUCCCAUUGAAUGUUAUAGUUCAUCUUUCUACGCCCUCACCAAAAGGCACACUGUUUACUGUUACUGUUUCCCUAAACUCCAGAACCCCAGACUCCUCUUGUCUGAUUUCCAUCACUUAUUUCAGUCUCCAUUUUUGUUCUCUCAGGAAGAAGAAAAAGACUGGCUGCUCUCUUUCACAAUGCUUGGAACUCUACUGUCUGAAACAGAAAACUGUCCUAUAUGUCAGAAUCUAUGGCUAAAUAAGUAUUAUCAAGACAAGCAUGGCAAUUUGGCAUUAUAGGUAUAUUAAGUUUGCAUAAUUUAACACGUGCAAAUAUCUGUUAACACUAUUAACGUUAACAUAAUUGUGUGGCUCUUCCUGAAAUAUCACAUGACUACAUAUGGUCCUUUUUAAUUGGAGAUUAAAUGUUAACUUUCUGAAUAACUCAUGUAAGUCUCUGCUCGUGUAGUUUUGUAUAAAUGUCAUGACGCUGAGCUCAGGUACAGUAAAUAUGCAGACAAUGUACUAUGUGUGGCUGAGCAGAUGUGUCCGCGGUGCUGAUGUUGCAGGGAGGGGCGUGACGUCACGGGAGAGACCGGGAAAAGAGGCGAAUGGGGAGAAAGGAAGAGGGGGAAGGAGGAGAAGGGACGCUGGAGAGAGCGGGGGGAUGGAUGCAUCAAAGGAAAACAAAACAAAAAGAAAAAGAAAAAACAGCCAUGGGUCCAGUAAUUAAUGCCACGUUUUCCGUACAUCCCAGUGUUUCCUCUGUUUACCUCCACAGUGCGCCGCAAUAAAUGACGAGCCGCGCCGGCAAGUGUACUCUGGCUUGAGAGAGAUGUCAUCUCCAGGCAUGGGCACCCCCAGCGACCCCCUCUUGGCCAGCCCAGGAGGAAGGUCAUCUACAGCUCAGGAAGGUAUCUGGAGGAGCUCACUGCCUAAAACUGCCAGCUUCCCAACAUCAACCACCCGGCACCUCAGUCACAGAGCCAACAACUUCCAAAGACAGCCAAAGCGUAGGAAGCUGAUACGACCUUCACCACCUCCCCCACCCAACACCCCCUGUCCCCUGGACCAGUUGGACCUCAGUGAGCUUCCCCCGAGACGAACCUUCCAAGAGCUGCUCUUCAACGGCUGCAUCCUGUUUGGUAUUGAAUUUAGCUAUGCUAUGGAAACGGCUUAUGUGACUCCUGUGCUCUUGCAGAUGGGCCUGCCUGAUCAAUUCUACAGCUUGGUGUGGUUAGUUAGUCCAAUUCUAGGAUUCCUCGUUCAGCCUCUCAUAGGAGCAUGGAGUGAUCGUUGCACAUCCCGGUUUGGGCGGAGGAGACCUUUUAUUUUAGCUUUAGCUGUAGGAGCUUUGCUCGGUUUAACCUUUGUGCUGAAUGGACGUGACAUCGGGGGCGCAGUAGCUGAUACAGCAUCAAACCACAAGUGGGGUAUUGUCCUGACUGUGUGCGGCGUGGUUCUGAUGGACUUCAGUGCAGAUUCAGCUGACAAUCCAAGCCAUGCUUACAUGAUGGAUGUGUGCAGUCCGGAGGACCAGGACCGGGGGCUGAACAUUCAUGCACUACUUGCAGGCAGGAAGACAUACUUAUUCCUUCUUAUUACAGAAUGUAUUGCAGGAGAUACAUAUGCAAUGCUUGACAGAUCAUCUUGGGUGAGCAGAGAAAAAUAUCUAAAAUCAUAUCUCAUUUUUGCAUUCUUGUGCCCUUAUCAUUUCCAUACAGGACUAGGAGGAGGAUUUGGCUACAUUGUGGGUGGCAUCAACUGGGACCAUACACAAUUUGGAAAGUCAAUGGGGGGUCAGCUGCGGGUCAUUUACCUGUUUACGAGUGUCACCCUAGUGAUUGCCACAGCCAUGACUCUGACGAGUAUCCCAGAGAGGCCCUUACCAAAAAACCAAACAAACAAAAGCUCCAGUAAAAAACAUCUAAAAAGCCCCAGCCUCCCCCUUCCUCCCUCUCCCCCUGUUCCCCCAGGAGCCGCUCUGGGACUGGAUGAAGAGGACGAGGGGGGUCUUUACAGUUACAAUUUUUCUAAGUCUAACCCAGGUAAUCCUGACUCCUUGGCCCAUUCUUGCAGUGCUAAUGCACGUCUUUGUGCUGGUCUUACCAGCCCCAUAUCACCUCUAAGCCCCCUCACUCCAAAAUAUGGCAGCUUUAUGAGCAGGGACAGCUCCCUCACGGGCAUCAAUGAGUUUGCCUCCUCAUUAGGAACCUCAUAUAUAGACAGUGUGCUCAUAGACUGCUACACGGGUCAGCAGACUCCACAGGGUGUAGGCCAAAGCUCCACCGCCAUGCCCCUGCCACCAGGGGACUCCCCUCCCCUUGAUGAGCCCACACAAACAGCAGGGGACCAUCCGACAGGACAGAGCCAGGCUGAUGGGGGGUCUCGUCCUGAUGGGAACGCUCAGCGUGCAGAGGAGGCUCACCCUGAGGAAGAGUCUCAAUCUCACGUUGCGUCUCAAGUGGCAGCUGGCACUCAGCAUCGGGGCUCUAAUGCGGGCAUCCUGAAACGACCCCAGAGUCUCGCGCUGAUGGAGGAGCCCUUGGCAACCCAGAUUGUGGGGUUCGAGAACGGACGCAGGAGAACAGUGACAUUUAGUCAGCAGGUUGCAAACAUUUUGCUGAACGGAGUGCGUUAUGAAAGUGAUCUAAGUGAGAAUGCGGAGACAGGAGAAUCCCAGAUGUCAAUGAGGCUGCUGUGUAUAGCCAUCUACAGGAUGCCUCCCUCUCUCCGCAGUUUAUGCACUAACCAUUUUUUGGGCUGGUUGUCCUUUGAGGGUAUGCUGCUCUUUUACACUGACUUCAUGGGGGAGGUUGUGUUUGAAGGAGACCCCAAAGCACCCCAUGAUUCUGAGGCUUACCAACGCUACAAUGCCGGGGUCAGCAUGGGCUGCUGGGGGAUGUGCAUCUAUGCAUUCAGUGCUGCUUUCUAUUCAGCCAUAUUAGAGAAACUUGAGGAGCGUUUCUCUCUUCGAACUCUGUAUUUUUUUGCCUACCUGGCAUUUGGUUUGGGCACAGGCCUUGCAACGCUAUCCACCAACCUGUACGUGGUACUCUCUCUCUGCGUCACCUACGGGGUGCUCUUCUCCUCUCUAUGUACGCUGCCUUACUCUCUGCUGUGUGAAUACUACCAGAGCCCUCAGUUUUGCGGCUCGUCAGAGGAGGGGACCAGACGAGGCAUGGGGGUGGACAUCUCUCUGCUCAGCUGCCAGUACUUCCUGGCUCAGAUCCUGGUCUCUGUGGCGAUGGGACCUCUGACCUCACUGGUGGGUGGGGCUCAGGGAGUGAUGUACUUUGCAAGCCUGAUGUCAUUCGUGGGCUGCCUGUACUCCUCUCUCUGCGUGGUGUACCAGCUGCCCCCCCCCGAGGGAAGAGAAGUUGAAACUGAGGUGUGAAUCAGCAUUGAGUGGGAAACCCAACAAAACAGAAGAGCAACUAACAGAGAGAAGAUUCAUGUGAACUCUGGGUAACCGCCAGGAUGGACGUCUUUAAAACAAAGGACUGUGGGAUUCAGAGUCGGCAGCAAGUGCUUUUUGUCACCAUUAGGGCGCAUGCUUAAGGUAGUAGGCUUCUGCUCCACCCGUUAUCUCAGUGUAGCUAUGACCUUAUGGUUUUUAGCAAAGGUCGCCAAUUGAAGAUCUUGAUUUCAUCCCUUUUUAAUCCCGGAAUAAUCUUCAUCAGCAAAGUGGCACAUAGGAUUUAUUUUUAACAUCUGGUGUGCCGUGGCAAGUGUUGAGCCUGAAAAGCUGACUUCAGGGCUUAUAACACGUCAUUUAGUAUGUUAAGCCUCCCAUUGUGACGGUUGUAUUGAGCACCCCAACAUCCUGGUGCCACUGCAGAAUAUCAACUAUGGCCUACUAUUAAAGCCUGCUGGAUCGACUGGAUGCAGACCCUGCUCACGUUUCUAAGGAAACAGUACCUGUAUGGAUCAUGCUGUUGCAGCUUGCUUGAGAAAGAAAUGUUUUUGUGUUACAUGGAACCAUCUAUUGGUCAAUAUUAGCAUUACUGUAAAAGCUACAUUUAAUUCAGGGUUCAUUUGAAACUAAAAUGAUCAUUUUGCC
Messenger RNA from Menidia menidia (Atlantic silverside), 4151 nucleotides. NCBI's taxonomy places the organism in Eukaryota, Metazoa, Chordata, Actinopteri, Atheriniformes, Atherinopsidae. The record is from the annotation of a GenBank genome assembly.